AUGGACGAAUUUCUUCUUCCUGUUUUAUGCUCAACAACCCCCGACUUUUCUUUUUAUUCUCAAAGCAGUCCACUAAUAGCGAGUAAUGCCUAUUACGACUCCUUGCACCCAGAUCCACUGUUCACAGGUAACGCUCCUCUACCUGUGCUUCCGUCAUCAGCGCCGGAUUUCAAUCUUGAAUUUGAGCUGCCAUUACCCCCGCAAACGACUAUCAACUAUUCAUAUACACCGACGUCUAUAACCAAACAGCCAGAGCUAGAGCUAGAGCAGCCUCUCUCUUCCAAGAGCAUCUUCUCGUCGCCCGAAACCGAUGCAGAUGUAGCCUGGGAGCCUGCCGAUAUACACCACAUCGGAUACCGCGACGUUGCCAGCAACUGGCGCUGUGCCUUUGCUGGAUGUCAAUCAUCAAGAAUCUUUGUACGAGCGUGUGACCUGCGCAAACACUUUCGUGGCCAUGAAAAGGCCUUUUUCUGCGAGAAAGAGCAGUGCCAGAGCGCUGGUGUCGGGUUCGCAACCCGCAAAGACUAUAACCGACAUAUGAGAUCACACCAGCCCGCUAUUGAGUGCCCUCACAUGGGGUGUAGACGCGUGUUUAGCCGGAAGGAUAAUAUGGUGAGUGGCCAAUAUUAG
This is a messenger RNA of Trichoderma gamsii, 630 nucleotides long. RefSeq lists its product as hypothetical. Gene Ontology annotation, biological process: regulation of transcription by RNA polymerase II. The coding region runs from base 1 to 630 and encodes 209 amino acids. Lineage: Eukaryota; Fungi; Ascomycota; Sordariomycetes; Hypocreales; Hypocreaceae. The transcript has a single exon. Gene Ontology annotation, cellular component: nucleus. The record is from RefSeq and is a predicted model, not a curated record.